Molecule: messenger RNA, 2634 nt
Organism: Photinus pyralis (common eastern firefly)
Lineage: Eukaryota; Metazoa; Arthropoda; Insecta; Coleoptera; Lampyridae
Product: fatty acid synthase-like
Exons: 4
Coding region: 34-2634 (866 amino acids)
Biological process (GO): fatty acid biosynthetic process
Molecular function (GO): 3-oxoacyl-[acyl-carrier-protein] synthase activity; fatty acid synthase activity
Source: RefSeq, a predicted model, not a curated record
GAGCUCAAGCAAAAACUGUUGGAUGGUGUCGAUAUGGUGACGUCAGAUGAAACAAGAUGGCCUGCCAAACUGCACGGGCUUCCGGCACGUAUGGGAAAGCUGAAAACCUUAGAUCAAUUUGAUGCCGCGUUCUUUGGAAUACAUUCAAAACAAGCUCAUGUCUUGGACCCCCAGGCUCGGAUUCUUUUGGAAGUUACUUAUGAAGCAAUCGUGGACGCCGGAUACAAUCCAUCUGAAUUGAAAGGGAAUCGAGUUGGAGUAUUCGUAGGUGUGAAUGGAAGUGACACUGGCGCAUACUGGAGACAUAGUCCUGAUACAGUCAGUGCAUAUUGUGCGACGGGUGUGGAAAGAACCAUGCUUGCCAACCGAAUUUCGUACUUUUUUGACUUUAUCGGGCCCAGUAUGUGCAUCGAUACGGCUUGCUCUAGCAGUAUGAUGGCAUUUCAGAGAGCAUUCGCUUCAAUUAGAGCUGGUGAAUGCGAUGCUGCAGUGGUUGGCGGUUCCAAUGUUUGCCUACAACCUACAAUGUCUCUUCAGUACCAUCGACUAAAUAUGCUAAGCGAGGAAGGGAAGUGUAAAGCGUUUGAUCAGUCUGGUAACGGAUUUGUACGUGCAGAAGCGAUCAGUGCCAUAUUUUUGCAAAGGGCGAAAAAUGCGCGCCGAAUAUAUGCGACUAUUUUAGGAGCAAAGUCUAACACCGACGGUUACAAGGAGCAAGGAAUUACGUUCCCGUCGUGUAAAUUGCAAAGAAAACUAAUGGAAGAAGUAUAUAAUGAAUUCGGGAUUAACCCAGUGAGUGUGUCUUUUGUUGAAGCACACGGUACGGGGACUCAAGCAGGGGACCCUCAAGAGUUAAACGCAAUAGCAGAAGUACUUUGCAAAAAUCGUAAAGAACCGCUCUCCAUAGGGUCUAUUAAAAGUAAUUUGGGCCACUCUGAGUCUGCAUCGGGAGUAUGCGGUAUAGCGAAGGCUAUUAUUGCAAUGGAAUGCGGAAUUUUACCAAGGAACCUUCACUUCACUUCUCCAAAUACCCAAAUUGCCGCAUUGAGUGACGGAAGACUUGAGGUGGUUGCCCAAAAUAAGAAUUGGAGCGGAGGGAUAAUUGGGAUCAACUCCUUCGGAUUUGGGGGGGCAAAUAUUCACGUCGUACUACGUUCUAAUCCAAAAAGCAAGAAAGUCGCGGCUCCCGUAACGAUACCUCGUCUGGUGACGGUUUCAGGUCGAACACAUGAUUCUGUUUGUAAGCUAUUGGAUGGAGUGGAGCAAAACAAGCAUGACACUGAACUUAUGGCACUGCUUAACAGCGUGCACUCGCAUAAUAUAACUGGCCACGGCUUCCGAGGUUACCGUCUUCUAGGCAAGGAACUUGCACCAGAAAUCGCAAAUGUUACAUCUGAGAAACGACCCAUUUGGUACGUUUACACCGGUGUCGGAUGUCAGUGGCCCCACAUGGCUAAAGACAUGAUGAAAUUUGAAGAGUUCCGAAAUUCUAUUAGAGAAUGCGCUGCAAUUUUGAAACCAUACGGUGUAGAUGUGGAAGACCUUGUUUUGAAUAGCAGCGCUACUAGUUUGGAAAAUGUUGUAAAUUCUUUAGUGGCUAUUAAUGCUGUACAAAUUGCUUUAACUGAUUUCUUAAGUACAUUAGGAAUUAAACCAGAUGGCUUCGUAGGUCAUUCGGCAGGAGAACUUGCAUGUGCCUACGCGGAUCAAGGUUUAACCCGUGAGCAAACAAUAAAGUCGGCUUACCAACGCGGUGUGGCUCUUCUCGAAAAUAAUUUGCCGAAAGGAAAAAUGGCCGCUGUAGGUUUGUCAUUGGAAGAGUGUCAAAAGCGUUGCCCACCAGGAAUUGGGAUCGGAUGUCACAAUAGUAAAGACAACGUGACCAUAACGGGUCCGGAAAAUCUAGUUGAUGAUUUUGUUGCCAAGUUAACCGCCGACGGAAUCUUUUCCAGAACAGUACCGAGUGCCGGUUUAGCAUUUCAUAGCAACUACAUUGCAAAUGCUGUACCUGCUCUACAAAAAGCUUUUGAUGAAAUCAUCCCACAUCCAAAACCACGUAGUUCCAAGUGGAUUUCUUCGUCAUUUCCAGAGUCCGCAUGGGAUACUCUCGGUGGAAAGCUUUGUUCAGCCGAGUACCAUAUCACUAACGUAAUUGCACCGGUCUUAUUUUACGAGGCGAUUCAACACAUUCCUAAGAACGCUAUUGUAAUUGAAAUUGCCCCGCAUGGUCUACUGCAAGCCAUACUAAAGAGAACGCUUCAUUCUGAAUGCACAAACAUCAGCCUUGUUAGUAGAGCCGCUUCGAAUAAUGUAGAUUUCUUCUUAUCGGCGAUUGGAAAGAUAUUCAACGCUGGCGCCCAACCUCAAAUUGCACGAAUGUAUCCACCGGUACAAUAUCCAGUUGGUCGCGGUACCACAAUGAUUAACUCAUUGGUGGAGUGGGACCACUCAGAGAAAUGGACGGUUGUCAACUUUGCGGAACAAAGUUCAAUGUCGGGAGAAUGUAAAUAUAACGUAGACCUUACAAAGGAACUCGACCAAUUUCUAACCGGUCACAAACUUCAUGGGAAAAUUGUGUUUCCAGUAGCAGGAUACCUAGUAAGUACACUGACUUAUUUUAUCGCCAUGAUUUGA